CCGGUGUUUCUCAUCUCCCACAAGUUUGUUUUCAUUCUUGUUCAGCUAAAAUGGCGACCAUCACAAGGCUGGGAAGAACAGCUCUCCGGCUCAACAAUGUCUUAUUUCGACCAAGAGUCUUGAGAAUUGCUACUAUUUCGACGUCCAAGAAGAAUAAAGACACCAUUACUAUUUCAGACGCCGUGGUUGACCAUGGUAAAACCAAGACGGAGGAGGCCACAGUCGAAACCAAAAAGAACUGGAUUAGUUGGGGCUUCAGUUACGAAUCAGAAGUUAAGGACAACACGUUAAUGCAUUUGACCUUCUUCUUUGGUGUCACUCUUUGUCUUGUCACCACAGGCUUUGUCUGGACUUACCUGCCAGAUUUCAGAAUGAUGGACUGGGCACAGCGUGAAGGAUACUUGGAACUGCGUCGGAGGGAGGAAUUAGGUCUUCCACUCAUUGAUCCAAAUCUUAUUGCUAUUGACAAGAUAGAGAUGCCCGACGAUGAAGAACUUGGAAAUACAGAGAUCAUCAUCUAAAGAAUAUUUACUGUACAGUCAAGUUUAAAUUGUAUUGUUACUUUAGAUGUAUGGGCUGCCCAAUGAAACUAAGAGUACAGUAAGUUGCUAUGGAUAAGAGCUGGAAAAUUUUGAUAGCAUUCUGAACAUAGAUGAGUUUUGUUCAAGGUUGUAAAUAAAUGUUUAAGAUAAUAUAUAUUAAUUAUUAUUA
Molecule: messenger RNA, 711 nt
Organism: Homarus americanus (American lobster)
Lineage: Eukaryota; Metazoa; Arthropoda; Malacostraca; Decapoda; Nephropidae
Gene: NP15.6
Product: NADH dehydrogenase [ubiquinone] 1 beta subcomplex subunit 11, mitochondrial-like
Exons: 3
Coding region: 51-521 (156 amino acids)
Source: RefSeq, a predicted model, not a curated record